UCAUUGAAGGUGGGGUUCCGUGACAGUGUUUAUAUGUGGCGCUAAUGACGGGUGCUGCCACUCUGGCUGUCAAUGAAGCAGGAGCUUUCGGAAGACUUCCACAGUAGUGCAUUAGAAGACAGACACAAAACAAAAUGGUUCUCAUAAUUGAGGAUAAGCCUGCCUUCGACAAUGCUCUGAAAAAUGCCGGGAACAAGUUAGUGGUGGUGGACUUCACAGCCACUUGGUGUGGGCCCUGCCAGAACAUCGCUCCAUUCUUUAAAGCGCUGUCUGAAAAAAAAGACAAUGAAAAUGUGGUGUUUCUAAAGGUUGAUGUGGAUGAUGCACAGGAUGUGGCCACUUUCUGUGAUAUCAAAUGUAUGCCAACAUUUCAUUUCUACAAGAAUGGAAAGAAGAUUGAUGAAUUUUCUGGAUCAAACCAGUCUAAGCUGGAAGAGAAGAUCAAUAUGCAUAAAUGAAGAAAAACAAGCAAGCAUACAGAAAAACAUACAAACCAAAUGUCUGUAUCUAAAUACACAGAAUAGGUUUACUGAUCUCGAUUUCAGAAGUUGAAAUCAAGUACAGAAGCACCAUUCUCAUCCUCAAUUCUAUGACAGCUACAUUUAUAUUGGAUUUUAUUUUAUUUUAUAUACAGAAACUGUGGUAAUACUUUCCUCAAAGACUUCUUUUUGUUAAUUAUUUUGGCCUUCUACAAUGGCUGUCUCUAAUGUAUGUUAUGUUGGCUUUGUAUGAAAUUAAAACAAGAAAAGAAACGUUGA
Molecule: messenger RNA, 758 nt
Organism: Megalobrama amblycephala (Wuchang bream)
Lineage: Eukaryota; Metazoa; Chordata; Actinopteri; Cypriniformes; Xenocyprididae
Gene: txnb
Product: thioredoxin
Exons: 5
Coding region: 135-458 (107 amino acids)
Molecular function (GO): protein-disulfide reductase activity
Source: RefSeq, a predicted model, not a curated record